This is a messenger RNA of Amoebophrya sp. A25, 3809 nucleotides long. NCBI's taxonomy places the organism in Eukaryota, Dinophyceae, Syndiniales, Amoebophryaceae. The record is from the annotation of a GenBank genome assembly.
GUCCCAUUAAUAGGAGUUUUGAGUCACACCACUGGUCGUGUAGUCGAAUUUUUUUACGAAGUUCUGUUGCAGCAGUCCUCUUUGUCAAAACAGCGUACAUCACGUCAUACGCCUAGAAGCAUCUAGAAGCCAGAGAGGAAUAAACAAAAGAAUCACGAUGGAGCGUUCAUCCUAUAGACGUAUGCGUGUUCUGUUUCUCCGCGUUUGCUCCGUGGUCGUGCAGCUGUUUCCCCUGUGGAGCGAGGAUGCUCCUGUUGUAUUGGGUGUCCGCUCAUCUCCGCGGGGAAGCCUUGCGAGCACGACAACUAAAAUGGCAGCUUGCGGCGGUUGUAUGUCAGGCUUGCUGUGUCUAAAUUCUUGCCAUGGAUGCAAAAAGACACGCCUCACGCCACGAAACCGAGACAACGUACUUCAAUAUUUAACAUGAGGUUGUGAGAAGGUGUUAGUCAUCUGUUGUAAGUCAGUAUUUGCAGUUUGACCUCGCAAAUAUCGUAUCAAGCAUAAUCACCAGUCUGUAGCCUCGUCUUCUUGUGUUGCACUUCUUGCUUCAAAUUACUGCAAACUCUUUUCAGGAUUAUGAGGGACUAUCUCGACAGCAGUACAUGUGUGGACCUCCGGGAGCUCCUGGUCCUUCUGUGUUGCCGAUAGCGACACCAAACUCGCAGUGCACAUCCUUAUCCGAGUUUCAGCCUACAAUGACCUACGGCAUCUCGGAGGAGGAAGAUGAGCCACAUGUAGGAGCCGCAGAAGCCGGUGCAUCUUCCGGAUCGGGAUGUUGUUCUGGAGGGUCUUGCUGUGCUGAAGAUGCAACUUCUGCAGCAGCUGAGCCUAGUUGUACCACGACAACUGGGGAGACCACGAGGACUGACGGAGCUGGCAGUACAAGAACGACCAACGAAGAGAGCGUGGCUUUUCCACCAACUCCAAGUACGUCGAGCCGCACAUUUUCACAUCGUCGUGGUCUGAGCACCUGCUCUGCUGGUGCGUCAUUGCCGAGUCAGCAUCAACAACAGCUAUCUUCUCCUGCUGCUCCAGGAACAGCAGUCCCUGUUGUGUCGCUACCGCCACCAUUGCCGCUUCCGCCUUGUGCCUUCAGCAGUACUAGCGGGGCAGCAGCUGUGCAUUUGGGGGUUUUUAGUUCAGGUUCGGUAGGAGGCGCCUGUGGAUCCUCCACGCACGAUUCCUCAGAUUCGUCUGGGUGUUCUGGCGCUGUGUCCAGUAGAAUCGUGGGAUCGAUGCCUGCGGCAGAAGUUUCGACGCAACAUGAUGAAGCUUCGACAGGAGACGCAAUAUCGGCACCAGGAGCUGCGCCGUCCGAGGGUGAACAAUCGACAAGCGAGCAGGAGUUCCAAACUACUUCUACCCCAGACGGCGAAGUAGAGACUGAAGAUGUUACCAUGGAGGGGGCGUCGACAGCUGAACAACCUGCAGCUCCAGCACCGACUUCAUCUGCCUCUGGAGGAGGGUCUUCUUUCCGGAUGUUAGGUGAGCCUUUACGCCGAUUUUGGACUAAUUCAGUCGGACCUGAUGGGGUAAUGCGCACACAAACGGAAAUACAACCUUGUCCGGGUAGUUCCCCUGCUGAACUUACACCGCGAGACGUUCCUAACUUAACAAAACGGUUCGAAUCAAUGAUCCGUCGCCUGGCGCUGUCGCCACGUCCAGAAAAAAGCAUAACCACCUCUGGCGGUACAGUAGAAGCCGGCUCGUCUGAAGACGCUAUGAUGGAGGAUGCUUCGCCGGCUAUGGGUGGCGGUGAAGGGGGAGCAACUACGGACGCCGAUGCUAAUAAUACGGAAGCACCUCCAUGGGAAACCAUCUUUUUCGAUCACGGAGGAUCGUUGGACGGAAACGAACCUCCCAUGCCAACGCCAGAAAUUCAGAGCAGCUAUGCUCCGUCUCCGACAUUGACUGCGCAACCAGAUCCGAACACAUUGUCUGACGCGCCGAUGGUAUCACACUAGCAGAUUUCUCAGAAUAAAUUAUCUUCAUCUUCUAUCGGCUUUAGCACCAGCUCGUAAAUGACAAUCUUUCGUCGAGGCUUGAUAAAGAGUCCUCAACACCUGAAAAUGGUUUCUUCACCUCACAAAAUUUUGUUUCUUCACGACCUCAUUUUCAGACCCAUUCUGGAGCUUUGAGUUACACGCGAACCGGUUAUACAACGGUUGGUGGUUUUGCAUCUCCGGGAAGUACCGUGCGCACGGUUCUGCUCCCUCAGCCUCCACCGCCGCGCCAGAUGAUGCCGCAACUACGUCUGCCUCCGGCUUCUUCAGGUGCGGGCACUACUGGAGUCUCAUCCAUCGGAUCGUCCACGACCGUUACCGCAGCUCCCAGUGUCGCCACAGAGGCUCCGUCUUUUGCGAGCCCAGCUCCGCGAGGACCGCCUGCGUCAGUGCAUAUGGGCACAGUUGCACCACUUGUGGGAGGUUUGGCAGCCACCAGGACACCUCCACGAUACUACGAUCCGGCUCCGGUUGAUGUCGGGGUCGUCGGACCCAAUCCAUUCAUCACGCUUCCAGCAUCUUCGAGUGGAGUGGUCACGCCACCUCCACCAGGAGCUGAAAUCUCUACUCCAGCGUCGACCAGCAGAGGAACGCCAGCACCGCUGAUGUCGGGUAUCACCUAUGCAGCUGGACAUCCAGGGGGCGCAGCUGCGGCACGCAACGUCUACCUGCGACGCCCAGGCCCAAGACUCGUUUCGCCGAUGCAGCCCGUAGUUGGAAGUUCCGCUAGCAACAUGUACAACUACAGCGCCCCUGUAAGACGGCCACUUGCAGCUCCUGUAAGACAGCGACCGGUGGCUGGGCAGGCAACCGUUCGCGCUGGUACUGUAACUCGUGGAAUCGGACACCCAGUUGCUACUGCAGGGAGCAGCGCGGCGACGAGCGGAGCAGGGACUGCUGCAGCAUCACCCUCCGCAGGAUCGGCGGAGGCGAUCGGGGGGGCUUAAUCGUUUCUUUCAGCUAGUCAGUGAUUUUUUUUUAGAUUUACGGAUUUGUUGUGUCUUACUAUUAAAGAGUAAACCACUAUUCAUGAGAUUUGAUCGGUGUUGCAGACACCAGUUGCCAAUACCUACAUCAUGAAUUGUUCUUAAAUACCCAUAUUGCUAUAGCACGUGAUGUCACAUCACUACGUCAUUGUCAUGGACAAGCGUUUGCCACAGCUAACCACUUGGAGAGGAUGCUUAUUCUCGCUAUCUGUCAUUGAUCACUCAAAAUCAUCUUACUUAUGCAGCAACAUAUUCGAAUUUAGCUCGAGAAUAAAACGUUAUUUUUCACUAAUCACACGAUGGUCGGUUAUUUUGUGACUCGUCUGUCUUCUAUAAUAUCCACGAAAAGAUAAACUUCAACAUCAACUUGCUGCAGCUGGUCAUCAUCCUUAAUCAUAUUUCUGAGCUGCACGCGUGACGAAGAUCUGCAGAUAACAACAUCGAUCGAAGAAUGAGAGGGAAUUCCUUUAGGGAAUGGGAGUCUUUUAUUUCUGCGAAAACGUGCUGUGAAUUUGGAAAAAACACAUUCAUGUAAGUACCAUGGCGUCAGAAAUCUCCAAACAACAGGGUACUUAUUUCAUCAUAUCGAGCAGAUGUUGGUCCUACACCUAACUGAGAUGAAUAUAUCAAAAAUAUCUUGUGGAUUUCUCUGGAUGUAAAAAAGAAUAUGAAAGCUGGCAUUCGCUGCCCAUGGAACAAGGACUAGGCCGUUCUUCAUCUGAAAGUGUAUUGGAACUCUGCGACGCCUACUUAUCGAGUAACAUCCCGUGUAAGGCAUCGAUGUCUUCUUUGUCGUGUCCGUUAUGCGCGAAAAAUCAGG